AUGUGGUCUGAAACAGGGUGGCCGAGAUUCCGCGUCACCCGCGACGUCGCCGUUCCUUUUUGUGCCGAGCGUGGCCACGUUUGCUUUGGCCCUCUGCUUCCCGCUUUCAGCGCAUAUAUUUACGACGAGAUCGCUUGUACGAUGCCCCGCGAAAAGUCGGUCAGGGUCCCGAUCGAUGAAAUCCGCCGCACACUGGAAGAUCUUGACGGCAGACGCACUGGAAACGGAGCUGGAGGAAGGUCGGGACCACCCUACUCGAUUGUCCCAAACUCCUCGGCAUACCAGAGCACCCAUCGACUCCGUCAAGAGCCGGUCAGAGUUCCGCUCGACGAGAUCCGAACUACGUUGGAAGACCUGGACCGCCGACACGCCGAAAGAUGCACUCUACGAAGACAAGAGUCUCAAGAGACCGAGACCAGGCCCCGGAAGCAGCCGGAGACGAGAAUCAUCCCACUCCACUACCGCUAG
Messenger RNA from Clonostachys rhizophaga, 468 nucleotides. The record is from the annotation of a GenBank genome assembly. Lineage: Eukaryota; Fungi; Ascomycota; Sordariomycetes; Hypocreales; Bionectriaceae.